AUGAAUUACCCGUAUAUUGUGUGCGUGAUCGUUUGCUUGCUGUCUAUCAGUGGUAUAUGUGGCUUACGAACUCAGGAUGCUCUACGAUACGAAGUUCGGACAUUACCAACCAUACUGAAGGAUUUUCCAACGGAAGAGUCGGAACCGGAAGAGGAACGGAUAAUUAACUUUGUUACGGUGCGUCCGGAAUACUUUGAAAUAAAUCGUGCCCGACCAAUUAUCGACUGGAUUACGGGCGUCAUCGGUGCUCCAGUUUUUGCAGGCGAUUCGUCGGUUCCGUCGCAAAAUUGUACACCAUGCAAAUGUGGUUCGGUCGAACCAAUAGGCGAACGAAUAGUUGGUGGCACUUCGGUGGAAGACAACACUUUCUCGUGGAUGGCCGCCCUCUACUACGACAAUAAGUUUAGCUGCGGUGGUUCCCUGCUUUCGGAUCGUUACGUCAUCACUGCUGCCCACUGUACAACCAAGCCUGAUCGAGCGUUGUUUCGCGUGCAGUUUGGUGUAAAUGAUCGUAGCAAACCGACCGUAACAUCGAUCGAGCGUAGUGUCAAGCGUAUCCUAACCAACUGGUACAAUGUCUUCAAUAACAACAACGAUAUUGCACUGCUGGAGCUUACCUAUCCCGUGUCGAUCAGUGAUCGUGUGAUGCCUAUAUGUUUGCCACAGGCUACGGAAAUGUACGAAGGAAGCCGUGGUAUAGUAACUGGCUGGGGAAGGACAAAGGCUGGCGGUGGGCUGUCGGGUACGCUGCAGCAAACGGAAGUACCGAUCCUAACGAAUCGCGAAUGCCGCCGGGCGGGUUAUUGGGCGUUUCAGAUCACGAACCGUAUGAUCUGUGCCGGGUUUCUGGAGGGUGGCAAAGAUUCCUGUCAGGGUGAUAGCGGAGGACCGUUGCAGGUACUGAACCCCAGGUCCAACCAGUACGAAAUCGUUGGCGUCGUUUCGUGGGGUCGUGCCUGUGCCCAGAAAAACUUUCCGGGUGUUUACACACGUGUCAGCCAGUAUCUGCAUUGGAUUAAUCGUAACAUUAAAGAUUCGUGUCUAUGUAGCUAA
Messenger RNA from Anopheles maculipalpis, 1053 nucleotides. Its product is annotated as trypsin-7-like. The record is from RefSeq and is a predicted model, not a curated record. NCBI's taxonomy places the organism in Eukaryota, Metazoa, Arthropoda, Insecta, Diptera, Culicidae. The transcript has 3 exons. Bases 1 to 1053 code for a protein of 350 amino acids. Gene Ontology annotation, molecular function: serine-type endopeptidase activity. Gene Ontology annotation, biological process: proteolysis.